Messenger RNA from Cyprinus carpio (common carp), 4480 nucleotides. Its product is annotated as trafficking protein particle complex subunit 10. Gene Ontology annotation, cellular component: TRAPPII protein complex. The record is from RefSeq and is a predicted model, not a curated record. Gene Ontology annotation, biological process: early endosome to Golgi transport; intra-Golgi vesicle-mediated transport. Lineage: Eukaryota; Metazoa; Chordata; Actinopteri; Cypriniformes; Cyprinidae.
GUGUCAGUGACGCGGGCGGAAGUCGUCACUCCGUGUCAGCAGACAGGAAAUGGAGAGUGAAGGGGCCUCAUCGAUACAUUAGCGGCGGUGUUUGUGAUCGAUUACUCUGUUGAUGCUGGACUGGAGCUGAUGAACGGAACCCAUGGAGCCCCAUGAGGAGAAGCCCAUCAUCUACACGAUGGAGAACAAGCCCAUAGUGACCUGUGCGGGCGAUCAGAACCUGUUCACAGCUCUGUACGGAUCCCUGACCCAGCAGCUGCCCCGAGAGCCCAUGGAGUGGAGGAGGUCUUACGGACGAGCACCGAAGAUGAUCUACCUGGAGGCUAAUUUUGUCCAGUUUAAGGAGGAGCUGCUUCCUAAAGAGGGGAAUAAAGCGCUGCUGACGUUCCCCUUCCUGCACAUCUACUGGACCGACUGCUGCGACACGGAGGUGUACAAGGCGUCGGUGAAGGAGGACAUGCAGCGCUGGCAGGCCGCUCUGCGUCUGCACGGAUCGGUGGAUUGGCUCAUCGCGGUGGUGGAGAGCGACAACAAGAAGAAGAACAAGACCAACAUCCUGCCGCGCACCUCCAUCGUCGACCGCAACCACAACUACAACAACAACAAGCAGAGCGACAGGUGUGUGUCCCUGUGUGACCCGCUGAAGGAGUCGUCGCGCUCGCAGGAGUCCUGGAGCUCGUUCCUCACCAAGCUGCGCACGCUGCUGCUCAUGUCCUUCACCAGGAACCUGGGCCGCUUCGAGGACGACAUGAGGACGCUGCGAGAGAAACGCACCGAGCCCGGCUGGAGCUUCUGCGACUACUUCAUGGUGCAGGAGGAGCUGGCGUUCGUGUUCGAGAUGCUGCAGCAGUUUGAGGACGCUCUGGUCCAGUAUGAUGAACUAGAUGCUCUCUUCACGCAGUAUGUGCUCAACUUCGGCGCUGGAGACGGCGCUAACUGGCUGGGCUCGUUCUGUCAGCCGGUGCGGAGCUGGAACGGGCUGCUGCUGCGGCGGCCCAUCGACAUGGAGAAGCGUGACCUGAUCCAGAGAGGAGAGGCCAGUCUGCUGGACCUGCGCAGCUAUCUGUUCUCUCGCCAGUGUACCCUGCUCAUCUUCCUGCAGAGACCCUGGGAGGUGACGGCCCGCGCGCUCGAGCUGCUGCACAACUGUGUGCAAGAGCUGCGGCUGCUGGAGGUGUCUGUGGUGAGCGGCGCUCUGGACUGCUGGGUGUUUCUCAGCUGUCUGGAGGUCCUGCACCGGAUCGAGGGCUGCUGCGACCGCAGCCAACUGGAGGCCAACUCUUCUCACACCGUGGGCCUGUGGACCUACGCCACUGAGAAGCUGAGGUCUCUGGGCGAUCUGUGCGGUCUGGUGUCCGAGAACGGCCCGAACUCUGAGGACCUGAACAAAACCGUCGACCUGCUGGCUGGUCUGGGAGCAGAGAGACCCGAAACGGUGAACAGUCCUCAGAGUCCCUAUAAGAAGCUGAAGGAGGCGUUAUCGUCAGUGGAGGCCUUCGAGAAACACUAUCUGGAGCUGUCUCACGCCGCUAUGGAGAUGUACAGGGCAAUCGGGCGCCUGCGUUCGGCUCGGCUGCUGGGGAAGAGUCUGGCCGAGUUCUACAUGAGGAAGGGUGACCCUCAGAGCGCUGAGAACUUCCUGCUGGAUUCUCUGAAGUCGUACGUGUCUGAGAGCUGGAGUCUGCCGCUCACACACACACGCAAACAGAUCGCAGAGUGUCAGAAACAGCUGCAGAAGAUGGACGAAUACCUGCAGACGAGUGCUCUGCUCGCCAGCGACACCAACCUGAGCGAAGAAGAGAGGAGACACUUCUGCCAGGAGAUCCUGACCUUUGCCAGCCAGACCGCAGAGGGCAAAGGUCAACAGAAAGAUGCGCGUGUGGCUCUGAGCAUGAGCUCCGUCACUCGGCUGCAGGAGCUGUGUUUCCGUCCGUCCUCGGCGCUGGUGCACGUGAGCGCCGCCCUGCAGCUGGAGCUGCGUCUCUGCAGUCUGAUGCCCGUCCCUGUGACGCUGGAGCAGAUCGUGAGCAUACACUUCACACAGGAGCAGCCGGGCUCCACGGCUCAGAAACGAGCCGCUCAGAACCAGGACGGCACCGUCACCUUCCCUGCAGCCAGCCCUGCGUCUGCGUCUGCGUCUGCGCUGGAGCUCUGCGAGAUCCUGGAGCACAGUCCGUCUGAUAACACGCUCAGCUCCGCCGGCCUGGCCUGCAGGAACAUGCACCUGCUGAUGCGCCGGAACGACAGCGCCACCUCGCUGGACACACCUAACACAGCACUGACCGCGCUCGCUCUGGAGGACGGAGCGCAGAUGCUGAGGGCCAGUGAUGUCACGCUGUCGCCUGGCAACAACAGCAUCGUCUUCACCGCACCGAGUCAGAAGCCGGGUGUGUACACUCUCCGUCAGCUGUGUGCGACGCUGGGCCGAGUGCAGCUGGUUCUGCCUCAUCUCUACCCUGUGGUUCAGUAUGAGGUUUACUCUCAGGAGCCUCAGCUCAGCAUCCAGCCGCUCACAGAGCACCUGUUGGCUGGUCUGCCGCAGCAGGUGAAGUUCACGAUCCUGACGGGUCACUAUUCGGUGAAGAAGGGCGACGCUCUUCAGCUCAGUAACACUGACUCCAUGCCUGUGCUGCACUCGUCCACACGCAGCGCCCGCAUCCUCAGCAGCAGCGCAGAGCUGGUGGCUGAGAGCGCUCUGUCCAUCCAGUCGUCUGAGAAGGUGACGAGCAUCUCUCUUCCUGUGACGCCGCCGUAUCACACGCUGGAGUUCCUGCUGGACGUUCUGUGUCACAUCCCAUCAUGCCCUGCUCGGAUGGAGAGCGAGCGGCUCACGAACGGACAGAUCAGUCACCGCACACGCAGCCGAACACGCUUCAACAGCGGCAUGACCCUCAUCGACCAGAAGGUGUCUGUCGACUGUCCCUGGUCCAUUUACUCCACGCUGGUCUCUCUGACCUUCCACGUGCCCUUCAAGGUCAAACACUCGCUGCUGUCUGUAGGACGGAGGAAGUUCAUCCAGGUUUGUCUUCAGAAUGUAUCGGACACUAACUUUCGCCUGACCAAUCAGACGCUGACUGAGAAUCAACACACACCAUCACUGGAGCUGCUCUCUCUCAACACUACAACACACAGCCUGGUGUUCAGGCAGCAGUGUGUGUUCAGUGUGUGGGAGCUGCGGUGGAGCGGUGUGUGUCCCGUCUCUCUUCACUGUGAGUUCUCGGCUUCGUUCGCUCCUGCAGACGCUCCAGACGCAGCGCUCAAACCCUACAGAUACCACUUCACUCUGGAGAGAGUUUCGGUGAGUGCAGACAGAUCUGAUCUGAGCCGUGUGUGUAGCUCUGACUGAGACCAGUACCUCCGAACCGGGCGACUCGGACGACUACACGCGUCCCACACGCACCACUACGAACCCAGCGACUCAGACGAGGAGUACAGCGACACCGACGGCCUGCGCACCACCAGGCUCCUGUAUGAAGUGAUUGAUAACAACAGUAACUGGGCGGUGUGCGGGAAGAGUUCAGGGGUCGUUUCCAUGCCGGUGGCUGCCAUGGCGACACACAAGGUUCACAUGGAGGUCAUGCCUCUGUUCGCGGGUCACCUGCCCUUCCCCAACAUCCGUGUGUUCAAGUACCUCCCUCACCACGCCAGCGCCGUCAUCCCCCCGGACACCGACUCGUGUCUGGAGAACGACAGUCUGUCUCUGGACGAUCAGGCGGAGACGGCGAGUCUGCGCAGCCGAGGCAGUGUCCAGUCUCUGGGCAGCGGAGAGUCUGCGCAGCCGCGGGGCCCGAUGCCCAAACGCCAGGCCUUCGGCCCCGGUCAGGUGUUCAACAGCACACAGGGCCAGCAGGUGCUAGUGCUGCCCGCCGCUGACCAUCACCUGAUGGAGGUCAACGUCACAUGACCCACCGGGGGUCGCACACGGACACAAGGCCUCCGUCACGUACUUCAUGAGACACGCCGGACCAGCUGUCUCUCAGACAUCCCAUAAUGCCUUGCAGCCCCUCCUCUGUGUGCUCAGGUGUGUGUGUGUGUGUGAGAGAGAGAGAGAGAGAGAGACACCUGCUGUACAUAAUAGAUGAGAUUUAAGAGAAUCUUCUGAACCAAAUACACUCAAUCAUAAUCACUCACACUGGGAUUCUGGGAUUUACAUAUUUAAUUUUUUAUUGAUUUUUGGAACUAAAGGUUUCCAGGGAAACGCCAGCGCAUUAUUGACUCGGACACGCCCCUUCCUGCUGAUGUCACAUGAUUGAUGCGUCGCAAUGAUGACCAUCAUUACAAAUCUCGUUUUUGUUUAUUGCAUAUGAAGAACAGUCAUAUUUCAUUCCAUUUCAGACAUGGAAAGAAAGUAAAAAAUUCAAGCUCACAUCAGCGCGUGAUUUUCAUUAUUAUGUUCAUGCAAAAAAAAAAAAAAAAUGUAUCCGAAAAAUAAUUUAUUUUUUUGCAUACCUUUUUGCAUAUUAGUUUAUUUGCAUAAAAU